AUGUCACAGUCGGUCGAUACACCCAAGCCCAAGGCAGAGACAGCUGCGGGUGAUGCAGCGUCAGGCCAGAACACUGCUCCCGAUGCCGACUACCUUUCAGCCGUCGAUGCCCAACGAUACUCCGACAUGGCAUCUCAGCCUUCGUCGCCGGGCUACAGCCUCCUGUCGCGAACCACUUCCAACGGAAGCCUCAGCGAGCCCGACGAUGAGAGCUUCCCUCCACUGGACCGCUUGACCAUGUUCGACAUACUCGAGAACCUUGCUCUGCCUCAGAGAUUGGAGCGCUUCCAACAUUCCAUCACCGCCCAGAAGGAGAAGGUGCUCCGCCAACAGCAGAAGCUCAGGUUGUCCAGCAUCACAGCCAAAGACAAGAUGGUCGAGGAGUGGAGACGUCGCGUACCCACGCCUGACGAACAGUUGGACAAGUACAAGAGACGGAUGCGCGACAACGUCGACAGACUGGGCAAGAGAUGGAACGACGCCAAAGCCGUCACCCUCCGAGAGAAGCUCUCCUUCAUCACCGGUGUCCUCAACAUCUUCAUCUCUGGCUACCUUAUUGGUGCCUAUCCCGAGUACUUCCACAUCUGGUACACCGUUCAGUUGAUCUACUUCAUGCCCAUGCGCUACUACAAGUACCACCAGAUCGGCUACCACUACUUCCUGGCCGAUCUGUGUUACUUUGUCAAUCUGCUCAUGCUCUUGACCAUGUGGUUCUUCCCUGGCAGUAAGAGACUGUUCAUCAGUACCUACUGUCUGGCCAUGGGCAACAAUGCUGUCGCUAUUGCCAUGUGGAGAAACUCGCUGGUCUUCCACUCCCUGGACAAAGUCACGAGUCUCUUCAUCCACAUCAUGCCAUGCGCAACGCUUCAUUGUCUCGUCCAUCUCAUUCCCAAGGAGCUGCAAAAGGAAAAGUUCCCUGCCAUCUACAGCAUCAAAUACUCGCCCUCGACUUCUCCUGAACACUACACUCUGGGUGGCAUGAUCGUGUGGGCCACCGUACCCUAUGCUUGCUGGCAAUUGAGCUACCACUUGCUCAUCACUGUGAGGAGAAAGGACAAGAUUGCUGCCGGUCGUCCCACAUCCUUCACGUGGCUUCGCAAGUCCUAUGCAAAGAACCCUCUCGGAAAGUUCGUGCUUUCGCUGCCCAAUGCUUUGCAAGGACCCGCCUUUAUGCUUAUCCAAUACGGAUACGCUCUUAUCACCAUGACACCUUGUCCUCUGUGGUUCUGGUCCCGCUGGGCUAGUGCAGGUUUCCUUAUGGUCGUCUUUACGUGGGCCACCUACAAUGGCGCCACUUUCUACAUUGACGUUUUCGGCCGACGCAUGGAGAAGGAGUUCGAAGCUCUCAAGAAGGAAGUUGCAAGGUGGCAGACCACUCCUGACGGCAAAGCCAUUCUUGACGAGACGGAUCCUGCUUUAAAGACGGUCAAAAAAGAGUCACAAACGCAACCUCAUCACUCUGAGAACGUUGAAGGCAUCGACCCCAAACAGGGCUCAACCUCGAGAGAUGGAGCUGCCAACGCUGAGGGUGUCCGACAGAGAUGA
Molecule: messenger RNA, 1545 nt
Organism: Aureobasidium subglaciale EXF-2481
Lineage: Eukaryota; Fungi; Ascomycota; Dothideomycetes; Dothideales; Saccotheciaceae
Exons: 3
Coding region: 1-1545 (514 amino acids)
Biological process (GO): phosphatidylcholine biosynthetic process
Source: RefSeq, a predicted model, not a curated record